Molecule: messenger RNA, 7463 nt
Organism: Sarcophilus harrisii (Tasmanian devil)
Lineage: Eukaryota; Metazoa; Chordata; Mammalia; Dasyuromorphia; Dasyuridae
Gene: PIK3C2A
Product: phosphatidylinositol-4-phosphate 3-kinase catalytic subunit type 2 alpha
Exons: 33
Coding region: 165-5231 (1688 amino acids)
Biological process (GO): phosphatidylinositol-mediated signaling; cell migration; phosphatidylinositol-3-phosphate biosynthetic process
Cellular component (GO): cytoplasm; plasma membrane; phosphatidylinositol 3-kinase complex
Molecular function (GO): 1-phosphatidylinositol-3-kinase activity; 1-phosphatidylinositol-4-phosphate 3-kinase activity; phosphatidylinositol binding
Source: RefSeq, a predicted model, not a curated record
GAGGCUGCUGAGGCGGCUGAGGUGAAAAAUGGCUCGGACGACUGCGGAGGCUGCGGCUGCUGGGACGGUGUGAGGUGCAUCUAAUUUAUCCCUUGGGACCUACAAGACAGACUUGUUUUGAAGAAGAUAGGUUUGAUCUUUUAAAUGGACAUCCUUUUUACAGAAUGGCUCAGAUAUCCAGUAACAAUGGGUUUAAGCAGUGUUCAUCCUCACCUUUGGGGCCAGCAAAAACUAAAGAUGUUGACAGAGAAGAAGCAUUACAGAUGGAAGCUGAAGCUCUAGCAAAACUUCAAAAGGACAAACAAGUAAUUGAAAAUCAGAAAGGUUUCAAAUUGUUAAGUAAUACUGCUCAAAAAUCACAAGAAAUUCAUAACAAACAGGACCUUGAUCUCAUGGUGUUUCCUGAAUCAGAUUCACCCAAAAGUGCUGUAGAUAUUGAUAUUGAAAAACUAACUCAUGCUGAACUUGAGAAAUUACUGCUGGAUGACAGUUUUGAGUCUAGUAAAGCUCCACCAAUGCCAGUUACUCCUGUGUUGAGCCCUUCUUUUUCAGCACAGUUUUAUCUACGGCCUACUAUUCCAAGAGGACAAUGGCUACCUGGAUUACCUGGGCCUUCCACUUGCACUUUACCUUCUAUUUAUCCGUCAGCUUACUGUAAACAAUCUGGUGCGUUCCAAAAUGGCUUCAAUCCAAGCAUGUCUACGUUUCCAUCUACAGAACCUAUUUAUUUAAGUCUUCCAAGACAAUCCCAGUACAUUUCAUACCCUUUGACACCUACUACAUCUUUUCUUCCACCAGGAAGUUUACCCAUCUAUCGACCAGCAGUCAGUCCUGAAAUGGCAAAACUGUUUGAUAAAAUAGCUAGCACUUCAGAAUUUUUAAAAAAUGGUAAAGCAAGGACUGACUUGGAGAUAAGUAAUACAAAAACUGCUGUCAGUAAUCUGCAAACAUCCCCAAAGCAUGAUGAUAUCAGUAAAUUUGACUGGCUAGACUUAGAUCCUUUAAGUAAACCUAAAGUGGAUAAUGUGGAGGUGUUAGACCAUCUAGAAGAGAAAAAUGCUCCAGUUUUAACAGCAGAGGAUCCUUGGGAUGCUGUGCUUCUUGAAAAGAGAUCACCAGCAGGUUGUCUUGAAAAAAAAGUGAAUGGAAAGUCCCUUUUGGGAUCAACAGUAACAAGAAGUCAUUCUUUAAAUAUCAGAUCAACUCAACUUACAAAAGUCCAAGGCCAAAUAUCUCAGAAAGACAGUGGGACCAGUAGUUUGUCAACUGGAAGUUCUCUUUUGCAAGAAAUUGAAAUCCAGAAUGAGGAGGUGGCAGCUUUUUGUAGAACCAUUUCAAAAUUGAGGACCAACUUUCUACAUACCAAUCGAAUCACAAAUCCAGGUUAUGUGCUAAGCCCAGUUAUGAUGCAGAGAAACACAUGUGGAGAGAAUUCUAGUGUGAAGGUUUCCAUAGAAAUCGAGGGAUUUCAGCUACCAGUUACUUUUACAUGUGAUGUAAGUUCCACUGUUGAGAUUAUAAUAAUGCAAGCACUUUGCUGGGUCCAUGAUGACUUGAAUCAAGUAGAUGUUGGCAGCUAUGUCCUUAAAGUCUGUGGUCAAGAAGAAGUACUUCAGAAUAACCAUUGCCUUGGAAGUCAUGAAUAUAUUCAGAACUCUCGAAAAUGGGACACAGAAAUUAAACUGCAGCUCUUGACCUUUGAUGCAAUGUGCCGAGAUCUCGCUCGAACAGCAGAAGAUGAUAAAACACCUACAGAUGUAAGCAAAUAUCUACACCAUAUAGAAAUUCCAUUUAAAGAAGUCAUGACAAGACAUUCUGUUGAAGAACUUUUAGAUACUUAUCAUAAUCAAGUAGAGAUGGCUUUUCAAAGUGAAAGCCAAUAUAAAGCAGUAGAUCAGAUAAUCAAAGCAGUAAGAAAAAUUUGUUGUGCUUUAGAUGGUGUAGAGACUGUAGCCAUUACAGAAUCUGUAAAGAAACUAAAAAGAGCAGUUAAUCUUCCAAGGAGCAAAAGUGAUGAGGUGACUUCAUUAUCCAGAGGUGACAUAAUAAGCAAGAGUUCGAGUAGGGGUUCCCUGACUUCAGAAAAUCCUGUUCAAAUAAGCAUGGACCAGUUAACUGCAGCCAUCUAUGAUCUUCUCAGACUCCAUGCAAACUCAUGUGGUGGGCCUGUAGAUUGUGGACAAAGUCAUAGGACUGCUAAGGAAGCAUGGACUACAACAGAACAACUACAGUUUACAAUAUUUGCUGCACAUGGAAUUUCACCUAAUUGGGUAGCAAAUUAUGAAAAAUAUUAUUUAAUUUGUUCCUUGACUCACAAUGGGAAGGAUCUUUUUAAACCUAUUCAAUCGAAGAAAGUUGGCACAUAUAAAAAUUUCUUCUAUCUUAUUAAAUGGGAUGAACUAAUCAUUUUCCCAAUUCAGAUUUCCCAAUUACCUUUGGAAUCACUUCUUCACCUUACUCUUUUUGGAAUUUUAAAUCAAAACAGUGGAAGUUCUCCUGACUCUAAUAAACAGAGAAAGGGACCUGAGGUUUUAGGCAAAGUUUCUUUACCUCUUUUUGAUUUUAAGCGGUUCUUAACUUGUGGAACUAAGCUUCUCCACCUUUGGACUUCAUCCCCUACACAACCAGUACUUGGGAUAACCCACAAAAAGGGACAUGUGAUGGAAAGAAUAGUGUUACAGGUUGAUUUUCCUUCCCCAACAUUUGAUAUCAUUUAUACAACACCUCAAGUUAAUGGUAGCAUUGUACAGCAGCAGUGCUUAGAAACACUGGAAAAAGAUACUAAAGGAAAACUUCUUGCCAUUCUUUCCAGAGAUUCUUCAUUUGGACUUUCUAAAGAAGAUAAAGCCUUUUUGUGGGAAAAGCGUUAUUAUUGCCUUAAACACCCAAGCUGCCUUCCAAAAAUACUAGCAAGUGCUCCAAAUUGGAAAUGGGCAAAUCUUUCUAAAACAUACUCAUUACUUCAGCAGUGGCCACCAUUGUCUCCACUGAAUGCCCUGGAACUGCUGGAUUCAAAAUUUGCUGAUCAGGAAGUGAGGACCCUGGCUGUAAACUGGAUUGAGUCAAUUAGUGAUGAUGAGCUAACUGAUUUCCUCCCACAAUUUGUACAAGCUUUAAAGUAUGAAAUUUACCUGGACAAUUCAUUAGUGAGAUUUCUCUUGUCCCGAGCAUUGGGCAAUAUUCGUAUAGCACACUACUUAUAUUGGCUACUGAAAGAUGCCCUACAUGAUGCACAUUUUGGUGUUCGAUACGAGCAUAUCCUGGGAGCCUUCUUGUCAAUUGGAGGAAAGGGGCUAAGGGAAGAACUCUUAAAGCAGACAAAAUUUGUACAACUUUUAGGAGGUGUUGCAGAGAAAGUCCGACAGACUAGCGGAUCAGCCCGGCAGGUUGUCCUUCAAAGGAGCAUGGAACGUGUACAGUCCUUUUUCUUAAGAAAUAAAUGUCGUCUUCCUCUCAAUCCAAGUCUUGUGGCAAAAGAACUGAAUAUUAAGACAUGUUCCUUCUUCAGUUCUAAUGCAGUUCCUCUGAAAGUCACAAUGGUAAAUGCCGAUCCUUUAGGGGAGGAAAUCAAUGUCAUGUUUAAGGUUGGUGAAGAUCUACGGCAAGAUAUGUUGGCUUUACAAAUGAUAAAGAUUAUGGAUAAGAUCUGGCUAAAGGAGGGACUGGAUCUGAGAAUGGUCAUUUUCAAGUGUCUUUCAACAGGCAAAGAUAGAGGUAUGGUGGAGCUUGUACCUGCUUCAGAUACACUCAGGAAAAUCCAAGUAGAAUAUGGAGUGACAGGAUCCUUUAAAGAUAAGCCACUUGCAGAAUGGCUGAGAAAGUAUAAUCCUUCUGAAGAAGAAUAUGAAAAGGCUUCUGAGAAUUUCAUCUAUUCAUGUGCUGGAUGCUGUGUAGCCACCUAUGUGUUAGGUAUCUGUGAUCGACACAAUGACAAUAUAAUGCUACGAAGUACAGGACAUAUGUUUCACAUUGACUUUGGAAAGUUUUUGGGCCAUGCACAAAUGUUUGGUAGUUUUAAAAGGGAUCGAGCUCCUUUUGUGUUAACCUCUGAUAUGGCAUAUGUCAUUAAUGGGGGUGAAAAACCUACCAUUCGUUUCCAGUUGUUUGUGGACCUCUGUUGCCAGGCCUAUAAUUUGAUAAGAAAGCAAACAAACCUCUUCCUUAACCUUCUUUCAUUGAUGAUUCCUUCAGGGCUACCAGAACUUACAAGCAUUCAGGACUUAAAAUAUGUCAGAGAUGCUCUUCAGCCCCAAACUACAGAUGCAGAAGCUACAAUUUUCUUUACAAGGUUAAUUGAAUCAAGUUUGGGGAGCAUAGCUACAAAGUUUAAUUUCUUCAUUCACAACCUUGCUCAACUUCGUUUUUCUGGACUUCCUUCUAAUGAUGAGCCCAUUCUUUCAUUUUCACCCAAAACAUAUUCCUUUAAACAAGAUGGUCGAAUCAAGGAAGUUUCUGUUUUUACAUACCAUAAGAAAUACAACCCAGAUAAACAUUAUGUUUACGUAGUACGAGUUUUGAGAGAAGGACAGAUUGAACCUUCAUUUGUCUUCCGGACAUUUGAUGAAUUUCAGGAACUUCACAACAAACUUAGCAUUCUUUUUCCACUUUGGAAGUUACCAGGCUUUCCUAAUAGGAUGGUUCUGGGAAGAACUCACAUAAAAGAUGUAGCAGCUAAAAGAAAAAUUGAACUCAACAGUUAUUUACAGAGUUUGAUGACUGCUUCAGUAGAUGUUUCAGAGUGUGAUCUUGUUUGUACUUUUUUCCAUCCUUUACUUCGUGAUGAGAAAGCUGAAGGAAUUGCUAGAUCUGCAGAUGCAAAUCCCUUGAGUCCUACCUCUGGCCAAGUAGGAGGAGCAGUGAAAUUGUCCAUUUCUUAUAGAAAUGGCACUCUUUUCAUCAUGGUGAUGCAUAUCAAAGAUCUUGUUACUGAAGAUGGAGCAGAUCCGAAUCCAUAUGUAAAAACAUACCUACUUCCAGAUACUCAUAAAACAUCAAAACGUAAAACCAAGAUUUCUCGAAAAACUAGAAACCCAACAUUUAAUGAAAUGCUUGUGUACAGUGGAUACAGCAAGGAGACUUUGAGACAACGAGAACUUCAGUUAAGUGUACUCAGUGCAGAAUCCUUGCGGGAGAAUUUUUUCUUAGGUGGAAUAACUCUGCCCCUAAAAGAUUUCAAUUUGAGCAAAGAGACAAUUAAUUGGUAUCAACUGACAGCAGCAUUAUAUUUGUGAGUAUUGGACGGUUGGAAGCAAAAGGAGAUGAAUGAACCCUACUGACUUGUACUUUUGUAUGUUUUUUUUUACUUGGACAGAACUUAAGAUAUUAUAUAAAGUUGCAUUUUCAGCACAUCUGUUAAACCAAUAGUCACAAAAUUAACAUGGUGAUAUUUUAUGGGAGUCAUUAUAAUUUUACAAUUACUAUGGGAAGCUGCAAACCCCAAAAUUAAUUUUUUACAAGUUUCUUAAAAUGUGUGCUUUUUGAUAAUGAAGUUUUUCAACUGUCACUUAAACUAUUCAAGAGUAAUAAUUUUGGCUUAGUUUGAUUGUACUGUAUCAGUUCAACCUCCUAUAUUUUUAUUGCCCACCCUACAAAUCGGAUCUGUUCUUUUUAUUUUUUUGCUAUUUUUAUAGUCACCAUUGUAUGUAUGAAAACAUCAAAGUAGAGAAAGGUACUUCGUUUUAGCAAAAGAAACCCACUGCUGUUUCUUUUUUUUUCCAUUGCAGCAAAGUAAAUGAUAAAUAAGGCAUGGUUAAAAAAAAAAAACAAAACAAACUACUGGGUAGUACAAAGAUUGAAAGAAUUAAGAAAAUGGAUAGUGUUGCUUUUACAUUAUUCAUGCCAGAGUCCAAUGUCUUUAAAACCUUUUUCAGAGUGAGUGCCAACAAUUGAAGUUGUAAAUAAUGGUGCCUUAACUUCAGAUGCUUCCCUCCCUGGCACCUCAUUUCUGGUGGUUUUUCCAGACUUGCUCAUUAUUAAAUAUUUUAUAUAUCUUUCCAGUUACUAAAUCAACACAGGAAAGCUUUCACUUUGUGAAUUAAGCAUCUACUAAUCCUUUUCCCAUGGAAAAACCACUUGUUACACUAGUAAUACAGUUGUAACAUCCAUUCAGUCAUACCGUGUCACACAACCUCUAUUAGUUACUCAGUAACUUGAUGUGAAUGAAAGUGAAAUGUACAGGAAAAAUACAUUCAUUCCAUUAUUACAGACCUAUGCUUAUGCCUAGUGAAAUUAUGUAAAGCUUAAGCAUCGUGCACUUAUACUCUGACCCCUUAGUAACAAGGGAAAUUUUUUUUACCUGUGGCCCAAAUUCCCAUACACUUUGAAAACAUCAUCAAAGCAGACUCUUGUUUAUAAGUCUAGGAUAUUAGUAAGUAGGUAUUUGUAGGUCUAAUCUGACCUUAACCAUAGACCUUUUGUAAUUCAUAUAUAACAGAGUUUAGGACUACCUUAGGAAGAGAUGAGAUUGUAAUUUAACAACUUUUCACAAAUAACUUUCAUGUGUAGUUUCACUUGGCUCCACACAUAUCCUUGUCAUUUUGAUUUGUUUUUGUUUUCUACAAAUCUUUAUAAAAAACAUAGGAUUAAAACUUAGAAUUUAUUUAAAUGAAGGAAAGUAUAGAUAUGCUGAUUGUUUACAUUCUGUUCCUUGUAAAAUGAAAGGUAUAGAAAAGAGACAAUCGGAUUGAAGGACCCCACAAAUGAAAUUAUUUCUGUGAAAUGUGCCUACUGUUUUGCACAAGAAUGAUACUUACAGAACAGAUUGUAAAUGGGGGGACCUUCAGGAACAUUAGAUGGGAAGGGGGAAGAAAGAACACUUGAAACUACUCAGUGCCUAACACUAAUAGUCCAUUUGUUAAAUAAUUGUUCAAGUAGAAUCUACUACUUUUUUGGAUGUUGACUUUUUUUUUGGAAUGUUGCAAUGUCUUUAUAAAUAGUAGAGUGAUCCAAAUGCAUAUCUAGUGUCUGAACUCUUCUUUUUCAUAUAGAAUUUAUCAUUUGUUAAAUAACUGUAAGUAACUUAAUAAAUGUAAUAUAAGGAGCUCCUAGGUUGUUUUUCCUGCUCACUUGAUGCUUUUGAGACUUAUUCCAUUCCAUCAAUAGAACCACAAGUCACUUAGCCCCAGGAAAGCAAAAUACUGUUUUUGUGAAACAUUUCAUUAUUAAUUGGAAGCAAUAUGUACUGCUUUUUUGCAGUCAAUUUAUAGCACAGUGUCUUAUAGCACAAAUACUAGAAAUAGAAAUGUUGAAACAUUGCUUUGCAAUAUAAAAGGUAUCUGAUUCUUGUCUGAAAAUGUAUAUUAUGAUUAGUACUGUAUAGUUAACUAGAAUCCAGGACAAGUGCUAACAAUGUACUCCUCAGCUUCUCUCAUUAUUGUGCCUUUUUGUCCCUUUUUUACUAUAGAUUUAGUGUGAUAUUUUCUUGUUUGUAAAAUUUAAUCAGCCCUCACCAAAAACUUAGAGAG